This is a messenger RNA of Scomber scombrus (Atlantic mackerel), 3391 nucleotides long. RefSeq names its product calcitonin receptor-like a (gene calcrla). Gene Ontology annotation, biological process: adenylate cyclase-activating G protein-coupled receptor signaling pathway; angiogenesis; cell surface receptor signaling pathway. Gene Ontology annotation, molecular function: calcitonin gene-related peptide receptor activity; calcitonin receptor activity; adrenomedullin receptor activity. Lineage: Eukaryota; Metazoa; Chordata; Actinopteri; Scombriformes; Scombridae. Gene Ontology annotation, cellular component: plasma membrane. The transcript has 13 exons. The record is from RefSeq and is a predicted model, not a curated record. The coding region runs from base 175 to 1611 and encodes 478 amino acids.
UUCAGUUGCGCUCACUGAGCGCCGGAGAUCCACUGUGUCUGCUGCUCUGCGACGAAGCCGAAGACAGAAGACGCUCCGGGGAUUGCCUUGAGAGUUUAUUCCCGCUCAGCCCUGCUUCGCUUUUGGAUAUAACUCUCCGAUCUGCAGCUGGUAAGCCGUCAUCCAGCUUUGAACAUGGCCAAAAGGAAGAUGGAUAGCAUCGGGCGGAACGGGAUGGUGGCACUUAUGCUGCUGUGUAAUCUAACAAAGAUGUUUGUGAAGGCAAGCCUAGAGGUCAAUGAAACCCAGCAGCAGCAUCCCACCAACGUCUACCAUGACAUCGGACUCACCAGGAACAAGAUAGUUACAGCACAGUUUGAGUGCUAUCAAAAGAUAAUGAAGGACAAUACCAACAACAAACAAGAGCCCAUGUGUAAUCGCACGUGGGAUGGCUGGCUGUGUUGGGACGACACCAAGGCAGGUGUCUCCUCAGACCAGCACUGCCCAGACUACUUCCAGGAUUUUGAUCCUUCAGAGAUGGUUACGAAGAUUUGCACUGACACUGGUCAUUGGUUCCAGCAUCCUGAGAGCAACAGAACAUGGACCAACUACACCCGCUGCAAUGAACACACCAAUGAAGGCAGAGUGACUGCAAUGAAUCUCUUCUACUUAGCCCUCAUCGGACAUGGACUGUCAUUGACCUCCCUCUUCAUCUCUCUCGGAAUAUUCUUCCAUUUCAAGAGUUUAAGUUGCCAAAGGAUCACUCUUCAUAAAAACCUCUUCUUCUCUUUUGUCCUGAACUCUGUGAUCACCAUUAUUUGGUUGACAGCAGUGGCAAACAACCAGGAACUGGUGCAGAGGAAUCCAACAAGCUGUAAAGUGUCCCAGUUCAUUCAUCUCUACCUGUUUGGCUGCAAUUAUUUCUGGAUGUUGUGCGAGGGAAUAUAUCUGCACACUCUCAUCGUGGUGGCUGUGUUUGCUGAGAAGCAGCACCUGAUGUGGUACUAUCUUCUCGGCUGGGGUUUCCCUCUUAUUCCUGCUACCAUACACGCCGUUGCUCGAAGUUACUACUACAAUGACAACUGUUGGAUUAGCUCCAAAACAUCGCUACUCUACAUCAUCCACGGUCCCAUCUGUGCUGCUCUCUUGGUCAACUUGUUCUUUUUACUCAACAUCGUGCGAGUGCUUAUCACCAAACUGAAGGUGACCCACCAAGCAGAGUCGAGUCUCUAUAUGAAGGCAGUGAGAGCCACCCUCAUCCUGGUGCCUCUUCUAGGAAUUCAGUAUGUCCUGCUUCCCUACAAGCCGGAGGGACGGGUUUCCUCUGAAAUAUACGACUACAUCAUGCACAUACUAAUGCAUUACCAGGGUUUGCUGGUGGCCACCAUCUUCUGCUUUUUCAACGGAGAAGUCCAAGCGGUUCUGAGGAGGCACUGGAACCAGUAUAAUAUCCAGUACGGCAGCAGCGUUGGGACCCACUCAGACGCCAUGCGCUCCGCCUCCUACACAGCUACCUCCAUCACUGAGGUACAGGGCUGCUACAGCAUCGACAGCCACUCAGAACACAUGAAUGGCAAAGGCUGCCACGACGCAGAUGCCUCUAUCUUCAAAUCAGACAACCCCUUCGCCUGAGGACAGCACUCUUUCCAAGCUCUGUCCAGCCCCCACACCCCCCUUACCCCAACCCCCCUUUUCCAAACUGCAGCAUGUUUGGAGCUCCGUGGCAACCAGGACACCAGGGACUGAGAACUCAUCCCCUCUUAUAGAUACGAUGUGGGAAGCAAAACUUAAGGAAAAGGAUUGUUUACCCACCCGAAGGAAACUGACACCUCUCUGUCACACGACAUAGGCCCUUUAACAGUACUGUGAGGUGAGCUCGAUACAACUAUUCCUGCGCUGUUUCUUCUACAAUUUAAAAACUGAACUGCUUCACGCGGACUGAGAUGCAUUCUGAUAAUCACAAUAUUGUUGCGAUCUCUCUGCCUGGCAAAAUUGUUUUUAAAUGGAUGAAUAUUAACUGUUUGACUGUCCUUCUGGGAUCAUGUCGUGCACAAAAAGCCUUUGGUUACACUGUAAAUUCUUUUGACAAUGGUUAGUGCCAAACCAAGAAAUCCUUGCCUGCCUCAUUUAUCAUUAUUAUUAUUAUGAUUAUUAUUAUGAUUAUUAUUAUUAUUUCUUCAUUACAUGGCGGAGAUAGGAAAUAGGCGCAUUUAUAAUAUAUUAAAACUAUGUUAUAUCUUUCAAAUAUUAAACUUAAUUUAUCUGAACAUAUUAUUGUUGAUAAAAUGAACAUUAGAUAAAUACCAUACAGUAUUUAUUAAAGUUGACAUGCUACAUUUAUUUUUUUUCAACGUUAGCUAAUUAAUUACUUUAUUACUCAUUGCCAGCUUCACAUAAACUUUCAAAGCAUUUAUUGUUUGUUUCAGUAUGUGUCUUUGUGUGCAGUUAGUUCUACCAUUAGCCCACAGGCUACUUUUUUUUUUUUUUUUUUUUACAUGAUUUCAAUGUUUGAGUGUUUGAGUUUGAAUGUUUAAGUGACAACAAAAUAAUCUUAUCACCGAGUAGCCAUCAUGAAAUCACAUGUUCCCUGAUAUCUGCUCAUUACACUUGAAUGUAAGUUUAAAAACCUGGUCCUGCUCAAUAUGAAUACAUCACAUUCCCAUUCACUGCUGUCUUUAGCCUUACUCCUCUCUAAUGAUUUAAAUAUAAUCCAUACACCCAUUCCCAGGUGUUCAGACCAUCAGCACUGCAUUAAAAAGACCCUCAGGGCUGCGUUUGUGGGGACAUGUUGCUAUAGAUUGAUGGCCAGUUUUAGUGAUACGACUUUCAGCUUUAAAGGAUAGCGUCAAGUUUUAUCAACAUGCUACCGUAUAUGUACGGUUGGUCGUUGCCAUCAUUCGUUCUGUUCAUACUGGCCAUGAAGCCCUUCCCUUGUAGAGUGUGAUGCUAAUUUGAAGCUAAUUACAGCUUCAGCAUUUCUGAGUCAUCCAAGUCCAGCUUGUAACUUCAUGCUAGCACUUAAAAUAAACCUGUUUGCUUGUAGUUAUUUUUCCACUGUUUUGUCCAGGUGGCAAACAAACCGACAUGCAGCUCACACAACUCAGCAAAGAAACACAGUCCAGGGAGACAAAUAAAAGGAAUUUUGUGCAACAAAGACGCUAACAUUAGUAGGUGCCAACCCAUUCGGAGAACUCAGAAUGCGUCGUAAGCUUCAGCUAAAAUUAAGGAGCACUUUUGCACUGAACGACACAUUAUGUUACGUUAGCGUUAGCGUUAAGAGAUAGCUUCACAUUUCUAAAGGAGAGGGAGAAUUAUAACAGCAACCAAUAACUCUCUUAACAUACAUGGCAUGUGAGUAUUGUAUUAAGAUAAAAUGUGAACCUAUUCUUCACAGUUAUUAGACACCAAAACA